CAAAGCAGAGCCUGGGCAGCCCGGCUGCUCGGAGCUGGUACCGAUGCUUGGAGCCGCUCCUGGUGAUGCCGCCACCGCCGCGCAGCUCCAGACACAGAUGUGGCUCCCCGCGAGCCCCGGGGGCCUCCUGAGUUAUUUGGUGACUCUGCACGUCCUGCGGCUGGGAUCAGCUGACUUCAGUGUGGUGGGACCAGGCCACCCUCUCCGUGUUACCGUGGGGCAGGACAUCGUGUUGCCAUGUCACUUGUCCCCCAGCAUGGAUGCUUGGAGCUUGGACAUCAGGUGGAUCCGGCGCCGGUUCACUGAAACAGUGUACCACUACCGAAACGGAGAGGAUCUGUACAGGGAUCAGAUGGAGGAAUAUUUUGGGAGGACAGAGUUGGUCAGAGAUGGUCUCUCCAGUGGAAGCCUGGACUUGCGAAUCUCUGGGUUGAGACCCUCUGACGAUGGUUAUUACGUCUGCACUGUGAGAGAUGGUUCCUCUUAUGGAGAAGCUACGGUGGAUCUGGAGGUGUCAGCCACAGGCUCUGUCCCUCAACUCUCCCUGGAGGGUUACGAGGACGGAGGCAUCCGGGUGGUGUGUCGAUCGGCCGGCUGGUACCCACAACCGGAGGUGCUGUGGAAAGAUUCUGGUGGGCAGCAUCUCCCCUCGGUCUCCCAGAGACAUUCCUCGGAUGAGAGGGGCCUCUUUGACAUCGAAGAUGUCAUCGUUGUGACCGAUGGGAACAGAGAUGGGAAAUGGUCCUGCAUGGUCAGGAACAGCCGCCUCAACCAGGAGCAGGAGACGUCCCUGCACAUCUCAGCUCCCUUUUUCCACAAUGCCCGUCCCUGGAUGGUUGGUGUGUGGGUGCUCCUCGUGCUUUCAGUGGUGUUCCUUGGCCUCGGUGCUUAUCUGUGGAGAAGGAAAGUGCUGCAGUCCCGAGAGCUGGGAAAACAACAUGCAGCACUGAUGAAGAAACGAGAUGUAGCAGUGGAGGAACGAGAUGCAGCACUGGGUGAGUCUCCAUGAGCUCCAGCAUGGCGUGGGGUCCUUUCCCAGGGAUUCUGUGCUCAGCCCUUUCCUUCCUUGCCCGUCCUCUCCAUCCGUGCAUGCCCUGGCUCUGGGAAAGCCCAAGGCGAUGUGCCUGGGACAGUGGGCAGCUGGGGGACACCAGCCCAAGGUUGUCCCCUCUUCACUGCCCAGAGUCCUGGGCACCAGCCAUGGGACGUGACCAAGCUGGCAGGGAGCAAUUCCGGGGGUUUGUGGGUGUUGUCCCACUUCCAAACAAGCAGUUUGGGGUCUGCCUGAGCUUUUCCUGCUCCAGCAGGAGCAGCCAUGGGAUGAGAAGCUGUCCCUUCUGAUCACUCUAGUGAUUUUGGUUUUGCUUUCCAGAAGAACAAGAUGCAGCUCUCAUGGGUGAGUCUCCAUGUGCAGUGGAACAGUGUUGGGUGCUGUCCCGUGCGCUCUGUGCUGGGUCCUUUCCCUUCUUCACCCGUCCUCUUCAUCCCUGCAUCCCCUGGCUCUGGGAAAGCCCAGGGCGAUGUGCCUGGCAGGGUGGGCAGCUCGGGGACACCAGCCCACGCCUGGACCCUCGCCCCUGCCCAGAGGUGCUGGGGACCGGCUGGGGGAUGUGACCAGCUCUUGUCUCUCC
This is a messenger RNA of Grus americana (Whooping crane), 1631 nucleotides long. Its product is annotated as butyrophilin subfamily 3 member A2-like. The record is from RefSeq and is a predicted model, not a curated record. The transcript is spliced from 9 exons. Bases 44 to 1009 code for a protein of 321 amino acids. Lineage: Eukaryota; Metazoa; Chordata; Aves; Gruiformes; Gruidae.